AUGCUGGCCACCAAAAAGCCAUCCUCUGAAGAGGCCGUUUUUACUGACACGGGCAUAGCAGCGCACAUAAGCCACAAUCGACUCAAGGCCAAGGGCUUGGGCCAAUACCACAACGCCCAGAACUACAAUAACCAGAACUUUGAGGAUCUGCGAGCAGCCUGCCUGAAGAAGGGGGAGCUGUUUGAGGACCCCUUAUUCCCUGCCGAGCCCUGUUCACUGGGCUUCAAGGAUCUGGGCCCCAACUCCAAAAGCGUGCAGAACAUCUCCUGGCAGCGGCCCACUCAAAUCACAAGCAAUCCUGAAUUCAUUAUGAAUGGAGUCAGCCCGACAGACAUCUGCCAGGGGGUACUCGGGGACUGCUGGCUGCUGGCUGCCAUUGGAGCCCUGACCACAUACCCAGAACUGCUAUACCGUGUGAUACCCAGAGGGCAGAACUUCAAGAAAAACUAUGCUGGCAUCUUCCAUUUUCAGAUUUGGCAGUUUGGGCAAUGGAUGGACGUGGUGGUUGAUGACCGGCUGCCCACAAAGAACGGCAAGCUGGUGUUUGUGCAUUCAGUGGAACGCUCGGAGUUCUGGAGUGCCCUGCUGGAGAAGGCCUAUGCCAAGUUGAGCGGAUCCUAUGAAGCUCUGUCAGGGGGCAACACGGUGGAGGGCUUUGAGGACUUCACUGGGGGCGUGACUGAGAGCGUGGAGCUCCAGAAGCCCCCUGCGAACCUGCAGAGGAUGUUAAGGAAAGCCAUAGAGCGGAAUUCCCUCCUGGGCUGCUCCAUCGAAAUCUCCAGUAACACUGAACUGGAAUCAAUGACCCGAAGGAUGCUGGUGAAAGGACAUGCUUACUCGGUGACUGGUCUUCAUGAUAUCUGCUACCGAGGCAAACUGUUAACACUGAUUCGAGUCCAGAAUCCCUGGGGCCGAGUUGAGUGGAAUGGAGCCUGGAGUGACAACUCCAGGGAGUGGGAAGAGGUGGCCAAGGACAUCCAGAAGCAGCUGCUGCACAAGAAGGAGGAUGGGGAAUUCUGGAUGUCCUAUGAAGACUUUCUGAACAACUUCACCCUGCUAGAGAUCUGCAACCUGAUGCCCGACACACUAUCUGAGAACAAGAGCUGCUGGCACACCACCUUCUACGAGGGCAGCUGGCGGAGAGGCAGCACCGCAGGGGGCUGCAGGAACCACCUGGGCACGUUCUGGACCAACCCCCAGUUUAAGAUCUCUCUCCCUGAGGAGGACGACGCCGAUGAUUAUGACAACAGUGACGCUGUCUGCACCUGCCUGGUGGCCCUGAUGCAGAAGAACUGGCGGCGGGGGCGGUCCCAUGGAGGCCAGCUGCUGACCAUUGGCUUUGUCAUCUACACGGUCCCAAAGGAGUUGCAGAACAUAAAGGAUAUCCACUUGAAGAAGGACUUCUUCGUGAAGUAUCAGGACCAUGGCUUCUCAGAGAUCUUCAUCAACUCCCGGGAGGUGAGCAGCCAUCUCCGACUGCCACCGGGGGAAUAUAUCAUCAUUCCUUCAACCUUUGAGCCCCACCUGGAUGCCGACUUCCUUCUCCGGGUCUUCACAGAGAAGCACAGCGAGUCCUGGGAACUGGAUGAAGCCAACUAUGCAGAGCAGCUCCAAGAGGAGAGCAUCUCUGAAGAUGCCCUUGACCAGGACAUCACAAAUCUGUAUAAGAUAGUGGCUGGAGGAGAGGACCGGGAGAUAGGCAUAUGUGAGCUACAAAAACUACUCAACAAGAUGGCCUCCAGAUUCAAGGUCCUCAAGACCAAGGGCUUUGGCCUGGACGUGUGCCGCUGUAUGAUCAACCUCAUGGACAAAAAUGGCUCUGGCAAACUGGGGCUUCUGGAGUUCCAGAUCCUGUGGAAAAAAAUCAAGAAGUGGACGGACAUCUUCAAAGAGUGUGACGAGGACCAUUCGGGCACCUUGAACGCCUAUGAGAUGCGCUUGGCAAUUGAGAAAGCAGGUAUCAAGGUGAAUAACAAGGUGAUGCAGGUGCUGGUGGCCAGGUACGCCAAUGACAACAUGAUCUUGGAUUUUGACGACUUCAUCACCUGUUUCCUGAGGCUGAAGGCUAUGUUCGCCUACUUUCUAACUAUGGACCCCAAAAAUACUGGCUAUAUUCACUUGAACCUGAACCAGUGGCUGCAGAUCACCAUGUGGGGCUAGACGGCCCCGGGCCCUGGCUCCCGGCUCGGCCCCAUGUGAUCCAAGGGUCUCAUGUGAUCCUUGCUGCUGUCAGCUCUGUGGUCUCUGCUGGUGGCAGCAUCUGGUCGCAAACACCAUGACUACAGUAGCAGCACCUCCCUGCCCAUGUUCCCAGCUUAAAGCUUUUCUGUUUUUCCGGCAGCCCCCACCAGGCUCUCUUCCCCUCUGAGUAUAUUUUACUAAUGAUUAAGUGACACUUUCCUAGAGUCCCCUGACUGGGGAAGCUCUGUGCUUUCUGCCCGGUUCACACCUGCCUGCUGGCCACCUCUCCUGGCACAGCCCUUCU
Condylura cristata (star-nosed mole) is the source of this 2485-nucleotide messenger RNA. RefSeq names its product calpain 11 (gene CAPN11). Gene Ontology annotation, molecular function: calcium ion binding; calcium-dependent cysteine-type endopeptidase activity. Bases 1 to 2160 code for a protein of 719 amino acids. The transcript is spliced from 22 exons. The record is from RefSeq and is a predicted model, not a curated record. NCBI's taxonomy places the organism in Eukaryota, Metazoa, Chordata, Mammalia, Eulipotyphla, Talpidae. Gene Ontology annotation, cellular component: cytoplasm. Gene Ontology annotation, biological process: proteolysis.